Oikopleura dioica is the source of this 1302-nucleotide messenger RNA. The record is from the annotation of a GenBank genome assembly. NCBI's taxonomy places the organism in Eukaryota, Metazoa, Chordata, Appendicularia, Copelata, Oikopleuridae.
AUGCUUCAUCCAGAGUGCACGGCGGCAUACGAUUGCCUAGGCUGGAUAAUCCUUUUAUUCGUCGUCGUCCUGGCCAUCUUGAUGAUAAUAGGCUACUGUCAAAGUGGAUUUGCUUACAGAUGGUAUGAUAUUUUGAACGAAAUGCUUUUCAACUCCGGCGAGACGUCCCGAAUCGAAGUUGAAAAAAUUCCAGAAGAGUUCCAAAUUCAUGUUAUUCAGCAAGAACCUAUGCGAAUGAUUCUAGAAAACGAGUUUGUUGUUCACAAGCGACUUGAGUUCGAAACAACUGCCUCAACGACAAUUACAACUAAGAAUACGCCACCUCCAACAGCAGGACCGCCGAGCAAGUUGCUCAUUGAACCCAUUUUUCCUCAAAUGGACUACCCAGAAACAUGCGGUUGGUUAAAAGAAUCAACGAUGAAAAAAUCGAUGUGUUCGAUUUCCUCCCUUUCUUCGUGCAACACUCCCUUAUUCGCCGAUGUUCUCUCCCUAACUUCCUCCACCGAAUCUUGUCCAGUCAAUCAUUCAGCGACGAUUCUCGAGCGAAUUUUCGAAUACGCACAAAAACUCGCUUCCAAUUCUGGGUUUUUCAAGGGACAGUGCGCGACAACCAAGAAACAGCUUCCUUGUGAUUUGAUGAUGAUCAAUUUGGACAGAGAAGACCAGCUCAAGCCUUCGAGUUUUAUUCGAAAAAUGAGGAUGAUAACAAGAAAGAUCGUUGCUGACUGCGAAAUCAGCCAUCGACACGAGCUGCAGGAGCUUUACAGAGAAGUCUGGUCUUCGAUCAAAUCUUGCGGCCCAAAUCAAAACACAAAAUCCGACGAUUUGUCUCUUUUGAUCGGCGAGCGCGGCUUAGCUUUCCAAAAGCCGAGGAAAGAAUUCUGCCGCAUCUCCGGCUAUGCCUCUCGAAAUAUGAAAUGGUUCUCUUCCCGCCUCGGUCUUGUCAAGGAUCAGGAGCGAGCUGUGGAAUUGUUCGAGGAAUUGGCUGAAGAGAUCGCGGAUAUUGGGGCAAAAGCGGCUCAUAAUGUCGGAGAAAGAUGCUUGUUAGAUGGAGAUGUCGCUGAUCGGAUUCCCUGCGAGCUUGCGUUCAUCCCUAAAAAUGAAGAAGGAUGUCAACUUGGAGCACGAUUAGCGCGAGUGGUCAAAUACCUGCAACAAAAAUGCCCACUUCUUGUUUCGCAAGCUGUUCCGAGAAAACUAAGAAAACUUGAAGAAGCAUUGGCAAGGGAAGAAGGAACAUGUCCAGAACUAGGGACGAAGAUGACAAGAGAUAUUAGACUUGUGGCGAUGAACACGCUAUAA